UGUUCAAAACACACUUUUCUUUAGACAAUCCAAUUAAUUGAACCAAAAAACUGCAAAUUAAACAUGACUGUGUCACCUUCUUCUCUUCCUGCAGCAGCCAAGAGCCGAGUCCUCAUCGUCGGUGCCACCGGCUUCAUUGGCCAGUUCAUCGCAGAAGCCAGCCUCAACACCGGCCGCACCACCUACAUUCUCGCCCGGCCAUCGGCCGCUCGCUCCCCUUCUAGGGCCAACACCAUCAAAGCUCUUCAAGACAAGGGCGCAAUCGUUAUACAUCAGGGCGUUAUAAACGAUCAAGAAUCCAUGGAGAAGAUAUUGAGGGAGCUUGAGAUUGAUACAGUGAUAUCAGCCGUGGGUGGUGCUAGCAUAACAGACCAGUUCACACUCAUCCAUGCCAUAAAAGCUGUUGGUACCAUAAAGAGGUUUUUGCCGUCCGAGUUUGGGCACGAUGUAGACAGGGCAGAUCCGGUGGAGCCGGGACUGGCCAUGUACAAAGAGAAGCGGAAAGUGAGAAGGUUGAUAGAGGAGUAUGGGGUGCCCUACACUUAUAUAUGCUGCAAUUCCAUUGCUUCUUGGCCCUACUAUGAUAAUACACACCCUUCCGAGGUUCUUCCUCCUUUGGAUCAAUUCCAAAUUUAUGGCGACGGUAGCGUCAAAGCCUACUUUGUAGCAGGCACUGAUAUUGGAAAAUUCACAAUGAAAAGUGUGGACGACAUCCGAACUCUUAACAAGUCUGUUCAUUUCCGACCGUCCUGCAAUUUUCUCAACAUUAACGAGCUUGCAUCUUUGUGGGAGAAGAAGAUCGGACGUAGCCUCCCUAGGGUUACAGUCACAGAAGAUGAUUUACUAGCUUUGGCAAGAGAGAAGAUCAUCCCACAAAGCAUAGUGGCUUCGUUCACGCACGAUAUAUUCAUAAAGGGUUGUCAAAUUAAUUUUACCAUCGAUGGUUCUGAUGAAGUUGAAGUGACUGCUCUCUAUCCAGAUGAAACUUUUCGAACCAUGGAUGAAUGUUUUGAUGAUUUUGUUCUUCAGAUCGACGCUGCCAACCGUACCGGCUCCAUGGAUGGGAUCACUGCCCAGAAUCAUGUAAUUGACAGGAUGCCCAUCACAGCAAUGUGUGCUUGAUAUAUAUGGAUGAUCUUAUGGACAGUUUAUUCAAUAAUUCUCCUACUUUAAUUAGUUAUAUAUAUUAAGAUAUAAAGUUGGGUGAAGAAAGGGAAAAUAUCCCAUGUAUUUUUUUUUUUUUUGGUAGCAAAAUUUUUUCAAUUGGAUGAUUGAAUGAUUUGUAUUGUUAAAUGUAGACAUUUGAAUGAUUAAAAUGCAACAAGUUUAACAAAAUAAAGGCCUCAAAAUUAUGGACUUCA
Molecule: messenger RNA, 1361 nt
Organism: Cornus florida
Lineage: Eukaryota; Viridiplantae; Streptophyta; Magnoliopsida; Cornales; Cornaceae
Product: leucoanthocyanidin reductase-like
Exons: 5
Coding region: 64-1122 (352 amino acids)
Molecular function (GO): oxidoreductase activity
Source: RefSeq, a predicted model, not a curated record